Poeciliopsis prolifica (blackstripe livebearer) is the source of this 3364-nucleotide messenger RNA. RefSeq lists its product as uncharacterized. Gene Ontology annotation, cellular component: connexin complex. Lineage: Eukaryota; Metazoa; Chordata; Actinopteri; Cyprinodontiformes; Poeciliidae. The record is from RefSeq and is a predicted model, not a curated record. Gene Ontology annotation, biological process: cell communication.
UCAGCCACCUUGCGGGGCUCGUCACCAAACUUCCGGAGCCACAAAAGCCUUCGUAAAACUAUUUCUGGAUCACUCGACCCGAGUCUAUUCAAAACUCAUCGGUGAAACACCGGGGGAAACAGCACUCCGAACGUUGUUGCUCGUGGUUUACGUCGAGCUAAAACUCCUCAAGACAAAGAGUGAAAACCAGCAGCUGCUUUUCAUCGUGGCGAACGCCGAGUUCAUCCGAUCAAAAACCAGCGACGGUUGGUGAGAACUGAGGGGAGGAUUGUUGCAGGGAAAUGAGCGAGAAACCAGCGGGGUCAACCAGCAGACAUUCAGAGGGUCUACUGUGGUGUGGGAACAGUUCAUACGCCGAGGAAAUUGUGUUUUUUACACUCGGAACAGUAUUUUUAUUCUAAUUUGGCAAAUUACUCAAGGAAAGAACGUUCUACCGAAACGCCUAACUGACCGCUCGGCAGUGCGCACGCGUAGGAAAAAUAACUGUCGGCAUGGCGACCCGGCGGAUUGGUGUCGGCCAGGAACCGCGGCCGUCCAGAAUCAUCCAGAAAGCGCAGUUAAUCUAUAAACUGUACUUGCUGGAAAAGGCUCGAAAUAAACUGGAGGAAGAACUUCGCGACUUCACAAACCAGGCCUAUGAAGAUGCACAUGGUGUCCUCAACUCAUCUGUUCCAAACCCUGUGUUCAAAGAUGUCAUAAAUGCUCUGGACAGAAAGUGCAACGAAAUUGUGAAGCUCUCAGCUUUAUUAAAGAAUUAUAAAGCUGACUACCAAUCAUUUGAUAGGGUUAGCUUCAACUACUUUCAGCCACUCAAAGCCGCUCUGUCCCACCAGCAGCUUAAAGUUUCUCUUGAUUCCCUGCCCCCUUUAAAGCAACAAGAUGGUGGCAAGUCAUCAGACUUGGUCAGCACUCCUCUAACUCCAAGCUCCUCCUGUUUAAAGUCGGAAGAGGAAAAGGCCCUGUCUGAAGAUAAAAACAAAGAAGUCUCCAUACACAUCCCAGCUGCCAUUAUUCAGAGCAAUGUGGCAAGUGAAGAGAAGUCAGAAGUCCUACUACCUCCUAUUCAAGAUGCAUUCUCAGAGAAGUCACAGUGCAACCUGAAGACUCAAGUAAUCUGGGGCCAUGGCGAUGACGUCCAGGUGCUACACCAAAAGCAAACUUCCUCCCAACUGCUGCGCUUUCUCAAAGAGAAAGCUACAACCAAGAGUUCACUCAAGGUCACUUUUUUGGAGCAGACUAAAAGCAAAUGCAAGGCAAACAAUUCAGGGUCUCUCCUGUGGACGUCACCUACCGUCAAAACAAAAAGCUAUCAAUUCAGACAUGUUGUGACAGAUGACUCUGUGGACGAGCAAGGUCCUAAAACGUUGCACGCAAACGUUAACCAUGCUCCGGUUUUCCAAGUGAAAAGAGUCCACUCCUGCGGAUCUUUGAUCUACAGUUGCGUCAUUGCCACGGAAACUGAAUUGUGGGAUAUAGGAGACAUCUUAACAGAAGGAUCUGUUCAUAGCACUGCUUUGGAUACUAAGAAAUGGCAACAAGGAUUUGCUGAGGUGGAGAACUCUAGUAUCAGUAUAGAAUUAAAACCCCAAACUCUGGAGCACACGCAACCCCGACUCGAAAAAAACAACUCGGAUCACCCAGGUCGGCUGGCGGCUGAUAUUGUAGACAUUCCCGAAUUUGAGAUCCGGAAGUUUGAAGAGACUGAAGUGAUUGUGUCUCAUGUUGUCAGCCCCAGCCACUUCUACAUCCAACAUGCAGACUCCCAUAAGAAACUGGAGGUUCUUUUUACAGACCUUAAAGUCAGUCAUUUAUGUGCUGAGCAGAACUGCAUCCCAGACAUCGGCACUCAGGUCAUCUGCUGGUCUCCACAAAAGGAGCAGUGGUUCCGGGCUCAGGUGGCUGGGAUUUCUGGAGUGAGCAGUAAUGGAACUGGGAAAAAGUCAUCCAUAAACGUGGAGGUGAACAGGUUGGACUACGGUGACAGUUCCUGUGUGUCACUCUGUAAUAUUAAGCCGCUUUCCUCAGAAAUGGCGGCGCUUCCACGUCAGGCUUUGCAGGUUUCUAUGGCACAUGUGAAGCCCAUUAAUUGCACAGAUUGGACUGAGGAGGCGGUGGGUUGGUUCAGAGCAAUGGUACAUGACAGGACGCUGUAUGCCAGAAUGUAUCCACAGGGGUCCACUGUUACAGUUGAGCUGUUUCUGGAGAAGGGCAAACUUGGAGCAAUGAGGAGGGGUGCAUCUCUGUCUUUGAGAUUAGCCCAAAAUGGACAUGCAAGGCACAGCAAAGUGAAGAACAAUUGUCUUCUGAAAAAAAGUGCUAUUCAACGUAAAAUGAAGGAACAAGAGUCUGAAUGGGAAAAAUAUCUCAUCUCAUGCUACUCUCAAAAUAAAAAACCUGGAUCGAAGAUGAACUGGGGAACCUUUUAUGCCGUGAUCAGCGGUGUAAACAGGCAUUCCACUGGCAUCGGUCGCAUUUGGCUCUCCGUCAUCUUCAUCUUCCGCAUCCUGGUGCUGGUGGUUGCCGCCGAGAGCGUUUGGGGUGAUGAGAAGUCCGGCUUCACCUGCAACACCCAGCAGCCCGGCUGCAACAGCGUCUGCUACGACCAGUUCUUCCCAAUCUCGCACAUCCGGCUGUGGGCUCUCCAGCUCAUCCUGGUGUCCACCCCGGCGCUGCUGGUGGCCAUGCACGUGGCCCACAGGCGACAUGUCGACAAGAAGGCCCUGAAAAGGUCGGGCCGCGGCAGCCCCAAGGAGCUGGAGCACAUCAAGAACCAGAAGUUUCAGAUCACAGGAGCUCUUUGGUGGACAUACAUGAUCAGCAUCAUCUUCAGACUCAUCUUUGAGGUGGCGUUCCUCUACGUCUUCUACUUGAUCUAUCCUGACUUUAAAAUGGUGCGUCUGGUGAAAUGUGACUCAUACCCUUGCCCCAACACGGUGGACUGCUUCGUCUCCAGACCAACAGAAAAGACUAUAUUCACAGUGUUCAUGCUGACCGUGUCCGGGGUCUGCGUGCUGCUCAACCUGGCCGAGGUGGUUUACCUCAUUGCGAGGGCCUGCAAACGGUGCACGAGUCGCCCCGAGGACGAGGCUAAAGCGGCUUGGAUAACUCAAAGGCUGUCUUCAUACAGACAAAAUGAAAUCAAUCAGCUGAUAGCAGAUCAUUCGCUCAAGUCAAAGCUAACAGUCGCCAAAAAGAGCCCGACUGAAAAGGGUGAGAGAUGUUCUGCCUUCUGAAGCUUCGUCAAACUAAUAAAUCAUCCCUGUAAUAUGUAUUCUCUGCAUUAAUGACACCUUAACUGUAUAUUUGUUGAUUUUACAAUUUAUUUAUAUAAAUGUAUAAUAAAAUCAUUUACUUGUUUCCUUUU